UCCCACAUGUAAACGGAUGGUGGUGGUUUGACACAUUCUCUCCCAUAGUAGUUGUUGUUGUGAUCAUUCAUUUCAAGAUCUCAACAACAACAAAGCGCAAAGCAAAAAUGCUAUUUGUUAUUGUUAUUGUGAACUGUUAGAUUUUCCGUUGUAAAAAUGUGCGUUUUGUUGUUGUUGUGAAUCAGCCUCUUUCUCUUUCGUUCCCAAAAAAAUAUGAUGGAAAAAAAUUGCAAAAACAACUACAUACCGGUUUUCUGUGUGCACUGCUUUUUAUUUUUAGUUCUUGUUUAGCAGUUGAAAGAGAAACGUGCUUCGGUAUAGUUGAAUUAAAGUGUUUACAAGAAGUGUUCAAAAAGUGAAUUAAAAAUUUCCAGAAGGUGUUUAAAAUUAAAAAACAAACAAAAUUGUUUAUUACAGUUUUUCUACCACUAUUGUAAAAUGGAACCCAAUAAUAAACAACACUCGGAGCUAUUAUCCACAAUACUGGCUCAAAAUAAGAGCCUAAUUGAACAAAACCACGCGAUUAAAGCUUUAUUAGAACAAAGCACAAAUAAACUUCAACAAGAAGUAGAAGCUCUGAAGGCACAAAACGUUAGACAAACCGAGGAAAAUUCCAAAAUAUACACCCACUUCACAACUGAGUUCUUUCAGUUAAAAAUGACUGUAGAAAACGCCAUGAAAGCAGUACAAAUGAAAGGAUCAGUAUUUUCCGUUGAACAACUAUGCUCCCCUGAAGAAGUAUUAGACUUCGAAAGAAGACUGAAGGAUAAUUGCGAACUGAAAAACAAACUGAUUCAACGUAUAAAAGCACAACCCCAUGACGAUAUAAGGAAAUUUGUUCAAGAAAAUGUAAAACUAGUUUUCCAGACGGACGAAAUUAUCACACGAUUUUCAUGGAAUAGUGCCAACAGAAAUAUACCUGUAAAAGAUAUGCAUUACAUCAAGCUUAUAAGAGGUUUGUAUUCGCUAUUUAAGAUUAUGGAUAAGUUAGAUUACAUGUACAUAUGUAUGUACUUUAAUUGUUAUAUAGAUACAGCAAUAGAUCAUAUCCCGGGCACUGCUGCAAGUACGAUAGAAUUUCAUAUUAAGAAUUUCUUUAAUUCGGCUAAAGACCGCCAAAACAAACGAAAAAGAAAAGCAGAAUCGAAAAAAUCUCAAUCGGACAAAUCUGAAUCGGAAAAAUCUGAAUCGUAAAAAAUUUAAAUAGUCCUGUGUAUUAUAUUGUUUUUAUUAUACAGGGACUCAAAAAAUUAAUUGUACACUUCUAAUAUUUGAAAAUAAACUCCAAAAAAAUACUAGGGGUGUACGGAUUUUUUUUUUGGUCACUGUACACGACACAAAUUAUUGAAAGACUGAAUUAAUUUUAUUUUUAUUUUAAAAAGAUACAUUGAAUUACAAAAAUUAUAUAUGUAUAUAAUAACAACAAAUAAUUGAAUUAUCUGUUAUCUGUUCAACUAAUAAAUAUAAAUAAUAUAAAUAAUAAUAAAUUGUUUGUUUUUUAAAUAAA
Musca vetustissima is the source of this 1507-nucleotide messenger RNA. RefSeq lists its product as uncharacterized. The record is from RefSeq and is a predicted model, not a curated record. NCBI's taxonomy places the organism in Eukaryota, Metazoa, Arthropoda, Insecta, Diptera, Muscidae. The coding region runs from base 439 to 1194 and encodes 251 amino acids. The transcript is spliced from 3 exons.